AUGGUAAGGAACGACAGCCUCAAGGACGAUUUGAUCGACAGUAACGUGCUGUUCGAGGGUAGCGACUGGGAUGAGUGGAAAGAAAGCCUCUUUCAGCUCUGUCGCGUACAUGAUAUCUUCGAAUUUCAAGUCGAAGAGAACAGACUCGAAGAAGCACUUGAAGAGGGAUGUACACGCGAGGAGUACAUGGAAUGGCAGGAACCUAUCUUGUCGAUUAUCAGGUGUCAUGUACAGCCGUCACUGAUGAGCCGCACGUCCAAAGAUUUCACACCGUCCGAGCUGCUGCCGGUUUUGAAAAUGCUCGCAACCCCGUUCCGGCUCUCAGAUAUGCCCGAGGAGCUCCAGGUCCGAGUCUUUCGCUAUGCCUUCCAACCGAGUCACUCCUACAUCGGACCAGCUCUGAGGCUGUUCGCCUACAAGUUCCCAGCGUUGCUACAAAGUUCGAGCCAGAUCCGACGAGCCGCCCUGCCGGUCUAUUAUGGGCAAACGACAUUUGCGUCACGUUGCAUGUCCAUCACCGAUGUGCAACAGCUGAAGCAGUGGGCCGCACUCGUCGCGGGAAGCUCGAUCAGAUACCUCACCCAGAUGACAGUCACAGUUCCUUGGCAGUACGGGCGCAAGGCCAGCGGCAAAUUGGGGUACCAAGCGGAAGCUAAGUACGUCUUCAAGUGGUCCCCGGCCGAUGGUCUGCGUAUGACCGAGACUCCGAAGAUCAAGAAGGAUGUCGCAAAAGUUCUUGCAGAUCAGGUCAAAGCCACGGAUAACUAUGCGAAAGCCGUCGACCUCGGAGGCGAAGCCAUCAUCCUGGCAAUCACUACAGCCCUCGACACGUGGACGCCGAUUCAUUUCCGACCAGAGCAGAAGACAUCGACUGAGGGCGCCACUCCCGCGCAGUAG
Dissoconium aciculare CBS 342.82 is the source of this 897-nucleotide messenger RNA. RefSeq lists its product as uncharacterized. The record is from RefSeq and is a predicted model, not a curated record. NCBI's taxonomy places the organism in Eukaryota, Fungi, Ascomycota, Dothideomycetes, Mycosphaerellales, Dissoconiaceae. The transcript has a single exon. The coding region runs from base 1 to 897 and encodes 298 amino acids.